Molecule: messenger RNA, 894 nt
Organism: Hirsutella rhossiliensis
Lineage: Eukaryota; Fungi; Ascomycota; Sordariomycetes; Hypocreales; Ophiocordycipitaceae
Product: RNA recognition motif domain-containing protein
Exons: 7
Coding region: 1-894 (297 amino acids)
Biological process (GO): mRNA export from nucleus
Cellular component (GO): nucleus
Molecular function (GO): mRNA binding
Source: RefSeq, a predicted model, not a curated record
AUGUCUGGCAAGCUCGAUAAGCCUCUCGACGAGAUCGUCUCGGCCCAGCGCAACUCUGCCGGGCGCCGUCGCUCGCAGCGACGCUCUACUGGCGGCCGACCUGCCGCUGCGCCUCCCGUCGGAGGCGUCCAGAAGCCCACCAGGGCCACUCGUGGCGCCGCGGCAAAACCCGCCCCGUCCAGGGGCUCCUCUGUCAUCGGCGAAAGCAAGGUCAUUGUCAGCAACCUGCCCAAGGACGUGUCGGAGCAGCAAAUCAAGGAAUACUUUGUCCAGGCGGUUGGACCCAUCAAGAGGGUCGAUCUUGUUUACGGCCCGAACUCGGUCAGCCGAGGCAUCGCAAAUGUCACUUUCCACAAGCCCGACGGUGCCAGCAGGGCUUUCCAGAAGCUCAACGGUCUUCUGGUCGACAACCGACCCAUCAAGAUCGAAAUCGUCGUUGGUGCGGCUCAAGCCGACAGGGUCAUUCCGCAGGUGAAGACGCUGGCGGAGCGUACCACUCAACCCAAGGCCCAGCCCAAGUCUGCUGCCACCAGCAAGCAGGGCGGCGCCUCGAACCACGGUGCCGCCAGCAAGGGAGCCGCCAACAAGAAACGUCGCGGCAAGAGCGCUCGCCCUACCAAGAAGACGGCCGAGGAACUCGACUCGGAGAUGGCCGACUACUUCGUCAGCAGCGCCAGCAACGAGAACGUCGCCAGCGGUGCCGCUGCGCCGACCAACGGCGAUGCCGCCAUGGAGGACGAGAUUAUGCCUCUACAGCCAAGUCGUCUGCCCUGGGGCAGUGCUCAGAGGAGAGAGGCGUGGGACGUUCUGUACAACAAGCGAAAUACACUCAAUACCCAAAUCCGAGGCGUGUUAGUUGUAGUCGACUGGCCAGAUGUACGUGGUUCGGGCUGA